UUUCUCAAGGCCGCGCGCUGCGUCAAGCCCGACAUUCAGUUCAUCGCGCCGGGCAAGUGCCCCAAGAAGAUGACGACGUGCGGGAUCGCCAAGUGCCAACUGACAAAAGCCAAGGUGUGCGCGUCCAUGGACGGCGGCAAGACGGAGCUCAAGUACCAGAAUCAGUGCUUUCUGGACGCGGCGACGUGUGUGAACCCGCUGAUCAAGAAGGUGGCGGCGUGCAAGGCGCGGCGGGUGCUGUCGGUGGCCGCAAGCAACACGACGAUGACGGUGGACGAGGUUGACUCGGACCUGGACGAUGAUAUCGGCAGCUUGGUGAUCCCGGACGGCAACUUCGAUGACGACGACGAUGAUUUCCUCAUCAUUGAUGACCUCAUGGACCCAACAACAGUUGUGAACGAUACUGUUCCGGUCAGCAAGAACACGUCGGCGCCAAAUGUGUCGACGCCGGCACCGUCCAAGAAGCCAUCUGCCGCACAUGUUGAUGGAACUCUGGCGUGGGCAGUGCUGACGAUCGCCACUGUCCUUGUGGCAGCGGCGUAGAACGAUGCUUUCUAUGGACCUUUUUUACGGCUACACCCCAUGAACAUAAACAAUGUUUGAAUCUCACUUGGCUAAUCUCAUUUGGCUCCACCAAAUUCGCAAAACCCCGUCAUCGAAUGCGAG
Molecule: messenger RNA, 666 nt
Organism: Saprolegnia diclina VS20
Lineage: Eukaryota; Oomycota; Saprolegniomycetes; Saprolegniales; Saprolegniaceae
Exons: 1
Coding region: 70-543 (157 amino acids)
Molecular function (GO): protein binding
Source: RefSeq, a predicted model, not a curated record